Molecule: messenger RNA, 1194 nt
Organism: Culex quinquefasciatus (southern house mosquito)
Lineage: Eukaryota; Metazoa; Arthropoda; Insecta; Diptera; Culicidae
Product: pickpocket protein 28
Exons: 4
Coding region: 1-1194 (397 amino acids)
Biological process (GO): sodium ion transmembrane transport
Cellular component (GO): membrane
Molecular function (GO): ligand-gated sodium channel activity
Source: RefSeq, a predicted model, not a curated record
AUGGACGAGUCGGACACGAAAAGCGAUGCUGCAAAACGGGUCGUAACUCAGGAGAAUGGUGUAGAUCAUUUGAAUCUUGAAGAAGACGAUGUAGUUACGGAACAGAAGGAGAGCUUUUUCCGGGAAUAUCUAAGGAAUACAUCGUUCUUUGGCAUCAAAUAUGUGUUCAGCAGUGAGCUUAAGCUGAUCGAACGAUUGUUCUGGUUGACGAUCCUCGUAACGGGCAGUGUGUUUUGUGUAUUCUUUCUGAUGAUUUGUUGGAAACGGAUUUCGUAUCAGCUGGCAAUUAAAGUCCCGAACGAAGAACCUUCGCCGAUUUGGAGCAUUCCCUUUCCGGCUGUGACCAUCUGUGGUCAGUUGAGCAGCGGCUUGCGGGAGGAUCAACGAGCACAGUGCUUGUCCCGGAUUGUGGCGCUGGACCGGUUCUGCGAACAAGUGUGUUGGCAUCACCAGUGCGACAUCUGCAAGUCGCUGUUCACGGAGACUCGAACUGAGAAUGGAGUGUGCUACAGCUUUAACAACGUGGCGGCUGAUGAAUUGUUCAACCGGGAUGUCAUUGCUCCAGACUUGAUCCUUUCGAACGCCACAAAGUCAAAGGAGAACUGGAGUCUCCAAAGUGGUUACGCCAAUUACGGAGUGUUUCUGAAGUAUUAUCCUCGACCUGCGGUCGACCUCUCAGGAAGAUACCACCUCAAGCUGAAGCUGAAGUUCAACGAGACUUUCCAGGAUGACGAAUGCGGCGAUUCUGCUCAAGUUACGAUAUUCUUGCAUAAUCCUGCGGAUUUCCCAGGAAAAGGCAAGAAUGGUGUACAAGUCAGAUCCUCAGAAGUCGUGGACGUUACCAUCAAACCCACUGCAUUGAAUGCAUGCCCUUAUAUGAGUUACUAUCCGUCGAAAAGCACCAAGUGUUAUUUCGAGGGCAAACGUUACCUGCGAUUCUUCCGGACCUACACCAAAGACAACUGUGAGCUAGAAUGUCGGACCAACUUCUUUCUGCAGAAGAAAAAGUGCGUUCUGGCGUACAUGCCAAGGGAUUCCAACGCCAAACUGUGCAACAACAGCUACCAGUCGGAUGAUCAACUUGAUAAAGAAGCUAUAAUCCUAGCUCGGACGGAGCAAUUUCCGCUGUCGCAGUACUUUGUGAAAACCUGUAAUUGCUUGCCGGCGUGUAAUUAUCUAGUAACGAACAAAUAA